AUGUCGGCCAAGAUCCAAAAGGUUAUUGCUAGACAGCAGGCAAAAAUCGAGGAAGGCGACUACUACGAAGCCCACCAGCAGAUACGAACCAUCGCCAACCGCUAUGUCCGCUCCGCCGACUACACCAACGCCGUCGACCUGCUAGCGACCGGCGCCUCACUACUCCUCAAGGCCGGUCAGGGCGGGUCCGGGGCAGACCUGUGCAAUUAUCUCGUUGAAGUCUACCAAAAGGCGGAGCUGAAACCCGAUGUACCGAACAAAGCACGGCUACUGGGCCUCCUACGCGCCUUCCCUCCCAAUGAGCCCGCCAAGAAGAAGUUCGUAGGCGGGAUAGUGGAGUGGUCGAGUAAAGAAGGCGAGUUUCCAGCUGGUGACCCAGAACUUCACCAUGUCAUCGGCACACUCUACGCAGAAGAAGGUGAGGCUUACGACGCGGAAAGACACCUCACGCUCGGCACCUCGGACUCGGCACAAGUCUUCAGCGAUAUGGAAUAUGAAUGGUACAGCAGCGACGAGCCCUCGACAGCACCCUCCUAUGUCGCACGAGCCGUCUUCCCCUACCUCCUCAUCGGCAGCACCCGUGCAGCCAACAAGACUCUACUCCUCUUCACGAGCAGACUAAGCACCUCCCACCCGGGUCUGGGCGUCCAAUCAAUAUCCUCACCCAGCAGCGACAUCCGAAUCUACCCCUCCCUCCCACUCCUCAACUUCCUUGGCCUCCUCCUCCUCGCAGUGCAACGUGGCAGCAGCGAUCUUUUCAAGCAGCUAAAGACACACUACGCCAGCCACCUCAAAGAAGCCGGAUGGGAAGAGCCACUAGCGCAGAUCGGAGAGAUGUACUUUGGGAUCAAGAUACCCAGCCAGAGCAAUCCAAUGUUUGACAUGAUGAGUAGCAUGUUGAUGGGAGGAAACAAUCCAUUUGCAGCGAAGAAGAAGGAGGAUAAGCGGGUUAGUGCUGGCUCGGCUUCGACAGGGACGAGUAGUCCGGCUCCUGCGCCACCUGCUGUUGAUUGA
Messenger RNA from Recurvomyces mirabilis, 1014 nucleotides. RefSeq lists its product as uncharacterized. Gene Ontology annotation, molecular function: protein binding. The record is from RefSeq and is a predicted model, not a curated record. The coding region runs from base 1 to 1014 and encodes 337 amino acids. Lineage: Eukaryota; Fungi; Ascomycota; Dothideomycetes; Mycosphaerellales; Teratosphaeriaceae. Gene Ontology annotation, cellular component: TRC complex; cytosol. Gene Ontology annotation, biological process: protein insertion into ER membrane. The transcript has 2 exons.